Hemiscyllium ocellatum (epaulette shark) is the source of this 5018-nucleotide messenger RNA. RefSeq names its product inositol monophosphatase 1 (gene impa1). NCBI's taxonomy places the organism in Eukaryota, Metazoa, Chordata, Chondrichthyes, Orectolobiformes, Hemiscylliidae. Gene Ontology annotation, molecular function: inositol monophosphate 1-phosphatase activity. The transcript is spliced from 9 exons. Gene Ontology annotation, biological process: inositol metabolic process; phosphatidylinositol phosphate biosynthetic process; signal transduction. The record is from RefSeq and is a predicted model, not a curated record. Bases 288 to 1142 code for a protein of 284 amino acids.
AGGAUUUCUAGUUGAAGGCCAUUCUGAACUUCCCCACUGCUGCUCCUCCUCUGCUUUAUUCUCAAAGGUCUGUUUGUCCUCGAUGGGGAUGAAGGAGUAAAAAUUGAUCGAAGAUCCCCGGGCCCUUCCAGACCGCUUCUGUCAUUGUCCCAUGCGCAUCGCACCCAUUUUACUGAGAUAUUUCCUGAGAGGUGAAUGACCUUGGGCUCCUACCAGAGCUCUGCAGAAGGCCAGGUUAAAACCGAAUUGAGAUGUCCCUACAGCCAUUUGGGAUACAUGGUUAAAAGAUGGCAAACAAGUGUGCAGCAUCAGAUCCAUGGCAAGAUUGUAUGGAAGUUGCAGUUACUAUUGCCCGAAAAGCUGGGGCUGUUAUUUGUGAUGCUUUGAGAAAAGAACAGACUGUUCAGAUUAAAAGUUCUCCUGCAGACUUGGUGACUGAAACCGAUCAAAAUGUUGAAAAAAUGAUUAUCGGCACGCUAAAGGAAAAGUUUCCUUCUCACAGUUUUAUUGGUGAAGAGUCUGUUGCAGAUGGAGCAGCAAGUGUGUUAACAGAUAAUCCAACAUGGAUAAUUGAUCCCAUUGAUGGUACCACUAAUUUUGUCCACAGGUUUCCCUUUGUAGCGGUAUCUAUUGGCUUUUCUGUGAACAAACAGAGUGAAAUUGGCAUUGUAUAUAGCUGUAUGGAAGACAAGAUGUACACAGCUCAAAGAGGGCAAGGUGCAUUCUGCAAUGGGCAACAAUUGAAAGUGUCUGGACAAGAAGACAUCAGCAAAGCUCUUAUAGUAACUGAGCUUGGGUCAAAUCGCACACCCGAAGUCUUGAAGACAGUUCUUUCAAACAUGGAAAAACUAAUCUCAAUUCCAAGCCAUGGAGUUCGAGCUCUGGGAACUGCAGCUGUAAACAUGUGCAUGGUGGCAACUGGUGGUGCAGACGCCUACUAUGAGAUGGGUAUUCACUGCUGGGACAUGGCAGCAGCCACACUAAUCGUUUCUGAGGCUGGUGGUGUUGUGCUGGAUAUAUCAGGAGGACCAUUUGAUCUGAUGUCACGCAGAGUGAUUGUUGCAAGUAGCAGAGCUAUUGCAGAGAGAAUAGCAAAAGAAGUACAGAUAAUCCCCUUUCAGAGAGAUGAUCAGACGGAAUGAGAAUAUAUUACUCUAUAGAAUGUUUUUAAUAUUUUUACUCUGACUUUAAAUAGAUUUUCACUUUCAUUUGCAAACGUUAUAGGAAUAUCUCUGAACUCGUCAAGUGAAAUUGAUAAACUGCUCAAGUCAAUUUCAGUUGCUGAUGUACCUGGUGCUGCAACACAAUAUUUGUCAAUAUUUUACAGUAAAAGAUUUUCCAGUUUCUGUGGAAGCUGAUCAGAAACUGAUGGAUUUAAAUGCAACUAGAAUUUGAAUUAUUGCUACCAGUAGUCUACAUGAACAUUUCCUUGCUUGCUAUCUGUUGAAGUACGUGAACACAUUCCUUGAUUGUUUUGAUAAUGAAUGUUAAAGAGAGCAUAAAUUGAAUGCAACCAAUAUAUUAUUUUGGGGUAGAGUUUCUGCUUUGGACACAGUGCAGAAUUGCACUAAUUCAAAUAAAGUGCAGGUAAUAAUCCAGCUAAUUGACAUAAGUAUUGCCUAAAAUUGCAUCUAUUUUAAUAAUUAUUUUCUUUAGUUUUUACUCAAACUUAUUUGUAUAUUGACAAGUCCAAAUUUUAUCAUGAAGCAACAAAAUUGGACUGUUGUGAUUGUAAUAUUUUUAAAUAAAUUUUUUUAGAAGGUAUUUGUUGUAUUUGAAUUCUAACCUUAUGCAGUUUGAUUGUUUAUCACAAUAAACAAGCACUUUAAUCGGUGUCCAGUCAAGAUGUGAAUAAGCUGAGUUUUUAGGAUAAUGGAAAUGAGUUCCCAAAAGUGUAAAGGAUAAUUUGUUUGUGCAAGGGAAUGUUGCCUCCUUAUAUAACGUAUGAACAUUGAUAGAGAGGUAAAGGAGCUAGGAUUCAUCUGGCCUUUUUUUCACACCCCUGUGAUACAGGUACUUGCAAUACAGUGAUUUUUUGGGUGUUAUGUUAAUUUUGGGUGAAUUGGGUGGGGAAAACCUGACGUGUGCACACAAAUGGAAACUCUACCCCUCUAUAUAAUAACAAAUGAUUUGACAUUUGCAUCUAUUCCAUUUAAGUACAUGGCAACGUCUAGGUAUUUUGAAACUCGUGACAAAUGCUUUAAGCUGAAUUCUUAAUUUCAUCCACACCUCUUUGCAAGUUGGAGAGUUUUGUUGUCACUAUCUGUGUGAAGUUUGCUUGUUCUCUCCAUGUCUAUGUGGAUUUCGUCUGGGUGCUCCAGUUUCCUCCCACAGUCCAGAAAUGUGCAGGUUAGGUGGAUUUCUGUGGGAAGUGCAGGGUUGUGGAUAGACUGAGGAGUCUGGGUGAGAUGCUCUUUGAAGAGUCAGUGUGGACUUGCUGGACUAUUUCCACACUGUAGGGAUUCUAUAGAAAUAAAAAUUAGCCCCAUUCCUUUAAGUUUAGAAUCUGACUUCUAAACUGAACUUUUGUCUUUCGUCAAUUUAACUUGUACUGAGUACUCUGCCUGAACCAGCAUGCUUGUUUUACCAGUGCUACCCAGUUUACUCUUGUACACCCAGGCUAUAUAGAAUUGAAUGCAGUGGUUUGUAUGCUUUUCAAAUUGCAUGCAUAAAUUCAGCCUUCAACUAACCACUCUUGCCUCUGCAGAACUGAGGGGUCUAGGGAAAUCUGAGUAUUCUGGUAUGUGAAGCAAAAAUGUUAUUAUGCAGAUACAGCACGUGAUUAGGUAGCAUUGUGUUCCCAGUUAUUACAAGAGGAAUGGAUUAUAACAAUAAAGAUGUUUUGAUUCUGUUGUGCUGGGCAAUCAUGAGACUUCAGCUGGAAUACAGAAUACAUAUUUUGGAUUUUUGUUUAAGACAGGACAUAAAUGCAUUAGAAAAAAUUCACUCAAAUGAUGACAACAUCCUUGCAAUCCCAGGUUAUCUUAAGAAGAAAGGUCAGAUAGACUCGACCUGUAUAAGAGUUUGGAAGAAUGGCAAGUAAUCUUAUUGUAACAUAGAUGAUCCUGAGGGAACUUGGGUUAGAUGUCUGAAUGGGUGUUUUCUCUACAGAAUCAUAGAAUCCCUAGAGUGUGGAAGUAGGCCCUUCAGGUCCAUGCUGAUCGUCUGAAGUGCAUCCUACCAAAACCCCCAUGUCUGUACCCUUCAUUUCCUGUUGCCAAUCCACCUAGCCUGCACUUCUUUGGAAUGUAGGAGGAAACCAGAACAUUCAGAGGUAACCCACACUGACACUGGGAGAAUGUCAAACUCCCCACAGCCAGUCAGCUGAAGCUGGAAUCAAACCCAGGCAGCAGUGCUAACCACUGAGCUCGUAAAAACAAUCCAACAAUAAAUAUCAAUAAUGACACAGAGUAUCCUCUUUCAUAUUGGAAGUAGUAUGAUAUACAAAACAAUCUAACCUGGAGCUAAUGGGUCAAUUUACCUCCUAACUGAUGCUGUGGUAUUGGCUGGAUCUUUGUGUUAGUUUGGGGUCAUUAAGCUUUUGAGACAUGUUUCUUUCAAGAUUCUCAAAGAAAGAAAAUCUGCUUGUGGUAGCCAUAAGUAAAAUUUGAGUGCUAGCAAUAGCACAAUUGCUGCAGUGCCCAUCAGGGGUGGGAACCACAUUAAAAGACAUGUGUUUCAAAACGUCUGCAUCAAGUUUCAUUGAAGAUGUUGAAUUUAAGUACUUGGGAAUUCAUUUGGAUGGAGAAGAAAUGGCUGAAGCCCAAGAUCUCUCCACUUCCCUUCAUUCCUUUCCAUCAAUAUCCCAGAAACAACUGCCAAACUUCACCUGCCUGUUCUGGGAGGUGGGUGGAGAGACGGGGGAAAAAUAGCCCUGAAAUGCAAAAUCCAACUUUGUGAGCAGGAGUGGCAGGUGAGAGAGAAAAAGAGAGAUCAGAGAUGAGGAAUGCCUAGAAUAAAAAUGUUGAGGUAAAACAAAGCAUCAUUACAUUUUUUUCCACAAUUUCUUUGAGUUACAAAACAACCUUAAGUGAGGAAGAAGGCUGAUAAUCAGGAAUCAUGCAUUCAGGCAAAGUCUUUUUGCCAUGGGAGAGAGCAUUUUGGAUGUCCAGUGCCAUGAGUAUGGGCUGGAAUAACUGGAGAUUGGAGGUCAUGUGAUGAAACCUCCAGGAAUGUAUCCAAGCGGUUAUAAACAAUAGGAUGGAAUAAUGAUGUGGCCCUUUUUUUCAUGUUCCUAUCCUACCAAUAUUCAGAUAAAAUUCAGCAUUAAUUAUCAUUUGGAGAAGUGAAUAUUCCUAGUGCACCUUCCAUGAGAAAAAUCAUUUUACAUAAAUAAUAACAGGACAGACAGUACUAAUCCUAGAGAUGUUAAUUUUACAGAAAACUAUCCAGGUCUUUAAUAAUAUAAAAAUAUACUGAUAUCAAACCAGAGGGCACAGCAAAAGGAAUACCCCAUGUUCUCCUGAGUUAUGCUAACCACUACCUCACGUGUAGAAAUAUAACAACUGGCAUAUAUUAAACAGCUUUAAUGUGUUAAUGCAUGUUGUGUUUCACAGGAAUAUUACCUGGCGAAAUUUGACAUUGAAUCAGAAAGAUCUAGAAGGACAGUUGACAAAAAGCUGGUCAAAAAGAUUUUUUUUUGUUUAGAAGGUCUUAAAGUAGUCCAAGGUUUUAGGAAGGGAAUUCCAAAGCUUGGGCCUGAAGGUGAAAUGAAUAUUGAAUGAAGUAAAUUGCAAUGCACAAAAAUCAGGAAUUGUUGGAAUGCAGAGUCCUUGAUGUGUCGUAGGACUGGAGGAAGGUUUUAGGGACUUAAGGUUUUCAAAACAUUUGACCACAAAGAUGAGAAAUUUUUGUUUAAGAUGUUACUGAAUUAGGAGCCAAAGUGGGUUUUCCACAUUCUGCACAGAACUACGUACAAUUGGGCUGUUAACGGAAACUCAUGUUAAGGAUGAGGAUGUAAAUGUAGAUUAUUGUUACACUAUUAUGUACAACUUCCAUAAAAUAUUAAAUUAUAAUAC